Messenger RNA from Cladocopium goreaui, 574 nucleotides. Lineage: Eukaryota; Dinophyceae; Suessiales; Symbiodiniaceae. The record is from the annotation of a GenBank genome assembly.
GGAAGGGCAGCUUGCUGACUGAGCCAUGGCAACGCCUUGUGUGAUGUGCCUGGCACCAGCCACCAAACAGUGCAGUGGCUGUCGCUCCUUUUGGUAUUGUACCAGGGAGUGUCAACGGAAGCACUGGGUGAACCACAAGCAUGAGUGUGGUCAAGUGAAGAAUGCUCCAGAGCAUCCCGAGGACCUGGCGGAGCAGGAGCGACAGUUUCACGCCGUCACGGAGAUCGUGCGGAAGCAUCGCGAAACGGCCAAGAACAAGAAUGUUUGGGUGACUCGCUUUGGCGACAAAAUGUACGAGGAUUUGGACGAUGCCCGCGCGUUGCCUGGGAUCAAGGAGAAGCUAGACGACCACGAAACAGCUGGCAGAAAUGAGGCUGCUCUCAACAUGCUCUUCAGUGCAGCAGAGGGAGUUGGACGUGCCAAGACCCUUGCCUACUUCGAACAGAUGAAAUGCAAUGCCAAAGCAGAAGAGGAGACCAGCAGCCCGGCUCCUGCAGCCUGAGCCAGUGGCGAUUUCCCAUCUUCCGCGACUGGAGGAACCAAAAAAGACGUCCAGUUACCCUCUGGUUAUUUA